GCUUACAAUGUCUAUCUGUCGGGCGCUAAAUUAUAGACUCUCUGUGGCGCAUGCGCAUGCUGUAUGAACAAUGUAGCUUCACUUGGGCUGUUUGUCUACUUUAGGAGGCGCUUGUGCCCGCGUGUUACUUCUCCUACACCCAAAGCCCAUUCUUCUCUCUCAUCUCUUUUAGUUGACCAAUCCCGUAACCAUGAAGUCUCUAUUCUUUGUCUUUCUUGCCACAACAGCAGCAACGGAAUUUCGUCCCUAUCAUAACUACAUGUACAACGAGACUUUCAACGCCACUGGCGCAGUCAUGGCGGUCGGCUACGACAUCUUCUCGUCCACGCCCACGCAUCUCAACUGGACCUUUGAGAGGCGACUUUAUGAAAAUGAAACUGGGAAUUUCACCGAAAAGGUUAUGCACCUUAAACCGGACCAUGGUAACUUUAGCGAGACAGCCGACAACUGGAAUGUCUGCUGGGCAAUUGCCAGCAUUAAGGACAGCCGAAAGAGCACAGAGCCCGUGCCUAGUAACUGCAAGGGCGUCGUCAGCAGCGAUUGCCUUAGUAGGCUAGGCAAGACUCUUUGUGGUCCGGAUGGUGCUUCUAGUAGUAUAGAAACGCAAAAUGCGUGUGGAGGGGAUUUGUGGAUUGGUGGAAUGAACUAUACCAGACUAAGAAACCAAACGGGAAAUGGCAUCAACUUGAUUGGCUUGUUUGGCUUUUCCAGUGACUAUGACAAAUACAUGAAGGAGAGCGUGGUGGUUGCUCUCCUGUUUUCGCAAGGCCUGAAUGGGUUCUGGAAGCCUGACGCGCUAGACCCUCCUGCUAUAAACUGCUUUGGAACUGACAAGACCAGCCUAGGAAGCAGAGACUUGCAAACUGUGCUCAAGUCGUCGGCCUCAUCGGUUGCGGUCUCAUAUGCUGUGGGACUUACUGUGCUGUUAGUGAUACUUUGAGCGAGCUAUCUGUAGAAAACAGGUAUAGUAUCUUAUGUAAUUAGUGCC
Molecule: messenger RNA, 988 nt
Organism: [Torrubiella] hemipterigena
Lineage: Eukaryota; Fungi; Ascomycota; Sordariomycetes; Hypocreales; Clavicipitaceae
Source: the annotation of a GenBank genome assembly